AUGCAGCUCACUGAUGACCUGUUGGUAUACAAGAACGUUCUCAACUAUUUGCCUACUCCUACCUCGGACGGCAAUUUGCGAUCAAACCGCUUUGCCAUCCCAAUGCAAUGUGAAUACUCCAGGCAGUUGAGUUUGGAAAGUGAGGCUAUUGAACCUACCUGGGUCCCCUAUUUGUCAACCGUGAAGGCUGAGGAUUUUCUGCAGUUGAGCCUGAGGUUGAUGACGAGUAAACUGAGACAUGGUGGUAGAGCUUUAACUGAUUGCAGAAGCUUUAAAAACAUUUCAACCUUUUGCAGCUGCCUGGUUGAUGGCAGGCUCGCAGGUUCUGGCUCCCAGUUUUUACCACGGCUUCAAGAUGACGACAAACUUCAUUUUACACUUGACACCUUUCUGUUUUACCAGCACCUAUACAACCCCUGCUCAGGAUGGGCCUCUUCUACCAAAGAGUUUAAGUGUUUGUGUUGUAGCUGGAGGUCAGUUGAUGGCAACGAUCAGGUGUGUGGCAGCUGUGAUGUAUCCCAGCGGAUGGAGGAACCAGUCAUCACACCUGCUCGUGUAACACCAGCUACAACCAUCACCUUCACCACUCAACCAACCCUGGCAUCAAAAAAUCAGGAAGACUGAAUCGGUUUUCUACUUUCGUGUUCAGCCUCGCAAAGGAGUUGCGUUACUCAGCGGCUCCUCUAACAAGCCAUCUAUAUCCACAGGAAUGUUCAAAAGGGGGAAUAACCCGAAAGGUUUGUGUCUGGCUGUCUGAUUUUGUCUGAUUUUCCUGAAUUGUAUUAUUGCUGCAUAUAUAUUCCUGCUGUAUUUUUCUGCAUAUUGAUGACUAGUGAUUUCAUUUUUUUUAUUUAUUAUUCCUCCCCCUCUCAGGAUGGCAUAAGACCACAACUUUGGGCCCCAUCAUGAUCCACCCAUAGGACGUUUCUGCACUGGUACUGCCCACCCCCACUCCAGUCAGUGGUUCAGGAAAUGACACCAUCCCAUCCAGUUAGACCUGCCAUCCGCUAAUGAAACUGUUCUUGACUCUGAACUGUUUCAAGAGAUAAAUUGGUAUGAACUAUGUGUGUAGUAAUUUAACAUUUUAGAGAACUAC
Molecule: messenger RNA, 1096 nt
Organism: Clupea harengus (Atlantic herring)
Lineage: Eukaryota; Metazoa; Chordata; Actinopteri; Clupeiformes; Clupeidae
Product: zona pellucida sperm-binding protein 3-like
Exons: 6
Coding region: 1-624 (207 amino acids)
Source: RefSeq, a predicted model, not a curated record